Messenger RNA from Diaporthe amygdali, 2004 nucleotides. RefSeq lists its product as uncharacterized. NCBI's taxonomy places the organism in Eukaryota, Fungi, Ascomycota, Sordariomycetes, Diaporthales, Diaporthaceae. The record is from RefSeq and is a predicted model, not a curated record. Bases 1 to 2004 code for a protein of 667 amino acids. Gene Ontology annotation, molecular function: glutaminyl-tRNA synthase (glutamine-hydrolyzing) activity. The transcript has a single exon. Gene Ontology annotation, biological process: mitochondrial translation; glutaminyl-tRNAGln biosynthesis via transamidation.
AUGGCCCGCCCUCCUGUUCGUGAGCUGAGCAGCUACCUGCUCGCCGGCCAGCUUCACCACCACGGCUGUCUGCAUCUCCGCCUCCGUCCUCGUCGUCCGCCACGCCUCCACCCAAAUGUCCUAUCUGCAGGUCAAGCCACUCCUGUCGCAGCCAGGCGACCAUUCUCCCGGUCGGCCCUUGACCUGCACUCCCAGACCAACUCAUCUUCCGCAACAGCCUCGCAACAUGAGCCCGAACCUGGGUCUGAGUCUGGGUCUGCCACUGGUCCUCCCCCUCCCCACAGCGCUGUUCCCCUCCGCAAGAAGCUCAAGAGCAUGGACAAGGCCCUCAAGGCCUCUGGGAACAAGAAGACCCCCAACGCCUUCCGCCAGAGCGUCCAAGGCUGGGAGCUCACCGUCGGCAUCGAGAUCCACGCCCAGCUCAACACCCCCCACAAGCUUUUCUCGCCCGCCAGCCCGCCACUGCCUUCUGAUGAGCCCAACUCUCGUGUUGCUCUCUUCGACCUCGCCAUGCCCGGGUCCCAACCACUCUUCCAGGCCGAAGCCCUCGUUCCCGCCCUGCGAGCCGCCCUCUCCCUGAACUGCGACAUACAAGCCGUCAGCAGGUGGGAUCGCAAGCACUACUUCUGGUGGGACCAGCCCAGCGGCUACCAGAUCACCCAGUACUACGAGCCAUUCGCAAAAGACGGGCACAUUACACUCUACCAGAGGGACGGAAUUGCCACAGAGGACGGCGAGCAGGUGCGCGUAGGAAUCAGGCAGGUCCAGAUGGAGCAGGAUACGGCCAAGACCAUCGCCCGUCCGGAUGGUGUCCAGUGGGUUGAUUUCAACCGAGUCGGUGUGCCACUGAUCGAGGUCAUCACCGACCCCGAUAUCCACCACCCAAAGACGGCUGCUGCCCUGGUCAGGAAGGUCCAGAUGUAUCUCAACGCAGUCGACGCCUGUGUCAGCGGCAUGGAGUCCGGUGGCCUCAGAGCCGAUGUCAACGUCAGCGUCAGGCGGAAGGAUCACCCCUUGAACGACAGCAUGCCUUUGGGCCAGAGGACCGAGAUCAAGAACUUGAGCAGCUUCAAGGCCGUCGAGGAUGCAAUCAUUGCCGAGCGGGAUCGCCAGAUCUCCGUGCUCAUGGACGGUGGCGUCAUUGCCGGCGAGACUCGUGGCUGGUCCAUUGGCGGCACUGAGACAACGCGCCUCCGUGGGAAAGAGGGCGAGGUCGACUACCGCUAUAUGCCGGACCCAGACCUGGCACCGGUGACUAUCAGUGAACAAGUCAUAAACCACCUCGGUGAGAAUCUGGGCAUGCUGCCUGAUGCCGAGAUUGACGACCUUGUCAGCCAGUACGGCCUCAAGACGAAAGACGCGUUGGCACUGGUACAGCUGGACGAUGGUCGCCGGCUUGAGUACUUCUAUAAUGUUAUCCAACGCCUGCAGGAACGACUCGGUGAUCAAUGGCACCCGGACUGCGCCGUUGUGGCCGGCAACUGGGUUCUCCAUGAGCUUGGCCGCCUCACCUCGGAGCGUAACGCCUCGGCAGACGGCACGGUCCAGACCCUUGACAUGUCAACAGACGGCGAAUGCGCCCGUGUCCCAGCAAAGCACCUCGCCGACAUCCUGUACUUCCUCCACACUAUGCGUAUCUCCGCGCGCGUCGCCAAGGAGCUCCUCUUUGCCGUCUACCGUGGUGACCUCAGCGGCGCUUCAACCGGCAGCUACGCCAGCGUCGAAGAGGCCAUCCAGAAGGAGAACCUCUGGUUCAACUCGCUGUCUCGGGAGGAGUACCACGACCUGGCCGUCGAGACGGUCAGUCAGAACAAAAAUAUGCUCAAGAAUUUCGUUCUCCACUAUUCAAAGGGCCGCGAAUACCCCACGGGCCAGCUGAUGUUCUUCGUCGGAAAGAUGAUGCGCACCGGACCCGCGGAGCGGAUGGAUCCCCAGGUUGCCCGGGAGGUGUUGGAGCAGGUGGUGGAGAGGGUGUGCAAGGAGACACCGGAGAGUCUCCAAUGA